Coregonus clupeaformis (lake whitefish) is the source of this 3690-nucleotide messenger RNA. RefSeq lists its product as uncharacterized. The transcript is spliced from 6 exons. Lineage: Eukaryota; Metazoa; Chordata; Actinopteri; Salmoniformes; Salmonidae. The record is from RefSeq and is a predicted model, not a curated record. Gene Ontology annotation, molecular function: RNA binding. Gene Ontology annotation, biological process: protein ubiquitination; Notch signaling pathway. The coding region runs from base 123 to 3575 and encodes 1150 amino acids.
UUCCUACUCAUACAGUUUCACUUUCCAUCCAUGUUCUGAACAACAUACGUCCUCGUCUUUAGUGCGAGACGAGAGAAAUGAGAGGCUUCUAAACAGGUGAGUAGCCCAGUUUUUCCCAGCAGAUGGCGGAGCAGUGCAGGACAGUGAGGGUGAGUGGCCUGCCCACUGAUAUAAAGGAGGACCGGCUGACAGACAAGCUAUACAUCCACUUCCUGAGGGCCAGGAAUGGAGGAGGGGAAAUAGCAUCUGCCACCAUUGUCAAGGCAACACCCGGCUCUGCCCUCAUCACCUUUGAGGACAUUGGAGUGGCAAGGAGCGUGCUUCAACAUGGCCGACACAUUCUGAAGGUGGACGGGAAGAAGUAUGAACUCACCUUGAGUGAACCUCACAAAGACCUGGACCCAAAUAAGGUCAUCUUGAGCAUGUCUGUUACAGUGGACUACAGCCAGCUACCUGGAGGAAAGGCAGCAGUGACCAGCCUUGACAGGAGUCUUGAUGUACAGAUCCACUAUAACAACCCAGAGCAGCUCUGCACCCUGCAGGGCCUCUACUCCAAGGUCCAGGCUGCACUGGCCCAAAUACUGGGGCUCCCUGGGGCCCUGGCCUCCACAGAUACACCCCCACCUGGGGCCAAUGGUGUUCUGGGAGUCCCUACUAGAGGCACUAGGGAGCCAACAGACCAUCACAGGAGAGGUGAUGAGCAGAGAGAACGAACAGAGCAGGCCAUGGGUCUAUUCUCAGGUGAUCUAGGCUCAGGCCCACAUAUGGACUUUACGUCUGGAGGUCAGGGCAGGGAAGGGGAGGGGACAGCCCAGGCAGAGGGGGGUGCUGUGGGUCUGUGUCUGUCUGAGGAACCCCCUAUGGUGGAAGAGGACCUCUCCCUGAUCAUGGAUGCAGACAUGUUCCUCUACCUGCAGAGGCACUGUGGAGAGGAGUACCAGGAGAUCCUCACCCAUCAUGGGGUAGAGGUGGUGGAGGUGACCGCUGAGGGGGUGACCACCCUGUUCCUACAGAGAGUACCCAGGGCGGGGGACAUUGGGCAGGAGCUGGAGCGUCUGAGGGGGGCUCGUGGGGACCUGAGCCGGCUCUAUCAGGAGAACGAGGCCAGGCUCCGGCGAGCCCAGCUGCCCAAGAGCGUCCUCUUUCCCAGGGGAGGCCUGUCCAAGGCCAUGGAGAGCCUGCGGGUCAGGCUGCCCAAGCUGCUGCUCAGUGAGGAUGACAGGAACGUCUACAUAGUUGGCAACAGCAGCGAUGUGUCCGAAGCCAAACAGUUCUUCCUCCUGGGGGAGAGAGAGGAGGCGGUGGAGGAUGUAGACAGCUUGUUACGAUCUCCCUCAUCCACAUCUGGUUCCUCCAAGCCAGGGGAAGAGGAGAGACUCACACCCACUCUCUCCUCCACAGCAGGAACACCCCUGGACGCAAGGAUAGAUAAGCUGCUAAAGCAAUAUGAGACAGAGAGAAGGACAGAGGGGGCCCGAGGGUAUAAGUUUGCCCCCCGCUUCAAGGCAUUAGGGCCGGCUGGGCUAGGGACCAGACCUAGGGACACAGUGACGGUAGGGGACCCAUCUCCAAGUUUACGACCAGGCCUUGGACCCAUGUUAGGCCAUGACCUGUUUGGCUUAGACAGAGCAGGGUCAGGUGUUGGGGGACUCCCCAGGCCAGGUACACAGAGUAGUGGAGAGGAUAUCCUGUUCAUGAGAGGUGACCCCCUGUUCACCCCCUCCUCUAUGGAGAAUGGACUCUUCCUGAGCUCAAUACCAAGAGACCUUAGGCAGCAGGGUGAGACAGCCCCAUUAAUCUCAACUCUGAACACCUUGUCAGGGGGCAGCACCAUCCCCACCACCAUCUCACCCUCCGGGUCAGGGUCCACCCUAAAGCGGGCCAGUAGUUUCUCGGGGCGGGCCAGGUCCAAGGUCCAGGACCCAGGACAAAGUGAGGCUGAGAAAGCCACAAACAGAGCCAGGCGGUCCAAUAGCUUGGACAGGAGAAAUGCCUACCGUGCAGAGCUAACCAUUUCCAUGGUGAUAUGGAAUUACAUGAAGGAGGCCUACGCCACUCGUAUACAGGACAUGACCUCUGACCUGCAGAUGAGGGAGAGCCAAUCAGACAAAAGCAGUGACAUCACUGUCGUCCUUAGUGGAGCAGAGUCAUCUGUGGUGAGCACCUGUCAGUUGGAGAUGCAGAAGCUGGUUGCCAUGUUGAAGACAGACUUCUGUUUGCAGGAGUUGCGUCUGGCUGAGUUAGGCGUGUCCGACCCAGCGGAUGAGACUUUAGAAAUGUGCUGUGCUGAGGUGAGGCAACGGUUCAAGAAGGUCUCCAUCCAGACGAUGAGAGAUAGUGUAUUUCUGAUCGGCCCCAAGCAGCUGUGCUCUCAAGUUGGGGCAGCACUGAGGGAGGUGUUCCCUGGAGAGACAGGCCAGAGGGGGGGACAAGAGGACUUCUCUGUCCCCUCUACCUCCACUUUGAAUCAGUCCAGUCCAUCUCAGGUGAAUGGGGUCCAGAACUCCACACAGUUUCAGACCAAUAGCCUUCAGCGGAUGUCUGAGACUCAGAGAGGAGGAGAGGAGGGGCCUGGUGCCAGCAGGGAGGAGAAGAAAAACAUCCUAAGGCGUGAUUCUUCCAAGAGGACGAGAAACAGUGAAUCGGAACACAAGAACACAGUUGUGAGCCAAUCACCAGCAAGGAAAGACCCUGUCAUAAAGGAGAAAGUGGAGAGGGGAGGGACCAUAGAGGCAGACGGGAGCAAGAGUGACACAUUUCUCAGCCAUUCAGCGAUAGGCAACAGAGGAAGGCCGGGAGCAGUGAAUGGUGGCGGGUCAAUGUUCCCGUCAACAUCAGCAGCACAUACCAAUCAAGACAUGGUCACGCCCCCAAAAGAAAGCAACCUGAGAUCCAGAGUGACCCAGAAGGACAACAACAGACAGUCUAGUGGAGCAGAGAACCAGGAAAGGUCAGGGUCAGGGGGAGCUCUCACACGCCAUGGCCCGGGAAGGUCUAGUCUGUCUGGGGCAUGGACACAGAUCUGUGUGUGUGGGGAGAGUGGGCCGUCAUUGAAGAGGACAGGGUGUGGGGUGACCCUGUGCCCACAGUGCCUUCUCAAAGUCCACGUCCAAUGCAGGGUUUGCCCCAAGGCUGAGGUGGCAGUUCCACAGGGCAUCCAGGGUAACAUGAACUACUCUGAGAUGCCCUUCAGCCUGCCAGGCCAUGGCAGAGACACCGCCGUUAAAAUCACCUACUGCAUCCCAGAUGGCAUUCAAGGGGAGGGCCACCCCUCGCCUGGCUCUGCGUUUCGGGGGGGAGUAUUUGAGGCAUACCUUCCCCUAUGUGAGAGGACCAGGAAACUCCUACCACGGCUGGAGAAAGCCUUCAGGCUAGGCCUCACCUUCACUGUGACGGGCAGGGAGCCAGGGGCCAGGGUCAGCUGGGACAGCAUCCCCCACAAGACCAGCCUGCAGGGGGGCAAGUCUGGGAAUGGCUAUCCAGACUCCACCUAUCUGAGUCGCCUGUCUGAAGUACUGAGGGCUAAUGGGAUUGAGGAGGCACCUGCCAAGUCUCAAGACACAAACAAAACCUGACAAGGAUAGCCUUAUCUAUGUUUUUAUAAAGGUGUUUGUUUCUAUCCCGUUUUGUAAGAAUUUAAUCUGUAUGGUAAUGUCUUUUGCACUGUGUACGUAUAAAUCUUGAACGCUU